Cylas formicarius (sweet potato weevil) is the source of this 1070-nucleotide messenger RNA. Its product is annotated as farnesol dehydrogenase-like. The transcript has 5 exons. The record is from RefSeq and is a predicted model, not a curated record. Gene Ontology annotation, molecular function: oxidoreductase activity. Lineage: Eukaryota; Metazoa; Arthropoda; Insecta; Coleoptera; Brentidae. Bases 63 to 824 code for a protein of 253 amino acids.
UCAGCUCUAGUUAAGUAGAAACCCUGACACUGAAUAGUUUCCUGGUUAACGUUUGGUUGAAAAUGGUACUUUCGAUGACUCGCUGGUCCGGUAAAGUAGCAGUGGUAACCGGUGCCAGCUCAGGAUGCGGUUCUGCGAUUGCCGAACACUUGGUGAAAUAUGGGUUGAUAGUUGCAGGUUUGGCAAGAAGGGUGGAACGCGUUGAGGAACUUGCGGAGAAGUUGAGCAAUCAGAAAGGCAAAUUGGUUGCAGUGAAAUGCGACAUCACCAUGGAGGAAAAUAUUUUGGAAGCCUUUAAAAUGAUCCGCGAAGAGUUAGGAACUGUUCACAUUUUAAUCAACAACGCUGGUCUUGGUCUAGAUAGUACCCUUUUUGACGGCGAUACCAAAACUUGGAGAACAAUACUGGAUACGAAUGUUCUUGGACUUUGUAUCGCCACCAGAGAAGUAGUGAGGGAGAUGAAAGCAGAAAACAUAGACGGCCAUGUAGUUCACAUAAACAGUAUUGUUGGACACAAAAUAGUGAAUUUUCCAAAAAGCAGCGUCUAUAGCGCUACUAAAUUUGCUGUUACUGGCUUGGCCGAAGCAUUGCGAUUUGAGAUUAAUGAGUUGAAUCUGAAAAUAAAAAUUACGAGCGUUAGCCCCGGUGCAGUGGCCACUGAUUUCCUGAACGUAAAAACCGGUGGAACGAUGUCCUAUUCUGAACUAAAUUUUCCCAUUUUGAAAGCUGAAGACGUAGCUAAUGCUGUAAUAUAUGCACUAUCUACCCCACCUCACGUUCAGGUAUCUGAGAUAACACUCCAGGCGGUUGGAGAAAAACUAUAAAUACCAGUAAGACGACAUGUUAUGAAAGUCAAAUUUGAAAAAAAUCUAUUUUUGUUGCUUAUGUGCACAAUUCCAGUCCAAAGCACCUUGGUACAUACACACCUUCAACGAAAAAAAUCCUUCAAAGAUUUUUUUUUGGAAGCUUAUUUGCAAAACUGUGUAAAAAAGAGCAAUUUUUUGUAAAAAUAAGAUUGGAACUUGUUUGGUUAUACCUAUGUGAAUAAAAAAAUAAAAUUUGUUAAUCAA